Crotalus tigris (Tiger rattlesnake) is the source of this 1544-nucleotide messenger RNA. It is a transcript of the gene CFL1, whose product is annotated as cofilin 1. Gene Ontology annotation, cellular component: actin cytoskeleton; actin cortical patch; cytoplasm. The record is from RefSeq and is a predicted model, not a curated record. Bases 193 to 693 code for a protein of 166 amino acids. Gene Ontology annotation, biological process: actin filament severing; actin filament fragmentation; cell motility. Gene Ontology annotation, molecular function: actin filament binding. Lineage: Eukaryota; Metazoa; Chordata; Lepidosauria; Squamata; Viperidae. The transcript has 4 exons.
GGCGGGGCCGCAGUUCCUUUCGGGCCUCGGCAGACGCGCAGCCGCCAGUCGAAGCCGCCGCGGAGCUGACGAGGCCAGGAAGCCGCCCGGACCGCCGAGAGCACCGCCGCCUCCGCCGCCUCCCUCUUCUCUUCGCCGCCUCCCUCUUCUCUUCGCCGCCUCGUCCUUGUCCCCCCUCGCCCGCCCGGCGCCAUGGCCUCUGGGGUCACCGUCUGUGACAAAGUCAUCCAGGUCUUCAAUGACAUGAAGGUGCGCAAACACGCCCCCCAGGAGGAGCAGAAGAAGCGCAAGAAGGCCGUCAUCUUCUGCCUGAGCGAGGACAAGAAGAAGAUCAUCCUGGAGGCGGGGAAGGAGAUCCUGGUGGGCGACCUGGGAGACACCGUCGACGACCCCUACCUGCACUUCGUCGCCUUGCUGCCCCCCAGCGACUGUCGCUACGCCCUCUACGACGCCACCUACGAAACCAAGGAGAGCAAAAAGGAAGACCUGGUCUUCCUCUUCUGGGCACCGGAGAGCGCUCCUCUAAAGAGCAAGAUGAUCUACGCCAGCUCCAAGGAUGCCCUCAAGAAGAAAUUUCCAGGCAUCAAGCACGAAUGGCAAGCAAACGGCCUAGAAGACAUCAAAGACCGCCAGAGUCUAGCAGAAAAACUGGGGGGCAACUGCGUCAUCAGCUUGGAGGGCAAGCCCGUGUGAGACCCCCCCCUCCUCCCCUUCCCAGGUCCCCUGUCGUGCCAGUGACUCUGGAGCUUCCAUGUUAAUGGCCCCGUGCUACUGUUGGGGGGGUUGGGGGGGUCCUUCCUUUUCUUGGUUCCAUUCCAGUUGUUUUUUUUCCCCCCCCCCCCUCCACCUUCUCAUCUUCCUGGCCUGGUGCUCUCCCCUCCUGUCUCAACAGCUGGCCUGCAGGCUGCUGUUCGAAUUUUGCCAAAUGCUACAGCUUCUUUUCUCCACUUUCUUUCUUUCUUUCUUUCUUUCUUUCUUUCUUUCUUUCUUUCUUUCUUUCUUUCUUUCUUUCUUUCUUUCUUUCUUUCUCUCUCUCUCCCCCCCUUUCCAAACCUUUGGGUUGAUAUUCCUAAGGGGGAGGGGGUGUCUCCAUUCCUCAGCAUCUCCCUUGGUUUUCUUGGCCCACUUCUCCUCCUCAAGGAUAACAAUGGCGGUAAGCAGCCGACGGUUGGGAUAAUGGGGACCCGAAUUUCCAGAAUUAGUCCAUUUUCCAGUGUGUACAAAAGAAAAAAGUUUUUUUUUAAAAAAUGGGUCUCUGUACAUGUGUGUGUUUUUUUUGUUUCGUUUUUUUUUUUUUUCGAGAGAAAGCGUGGAAUGGCAUCUGCGUCCCCAGCCCCCUUCCCCGUGAUGACUUCCUCCCCCUUCCUCUUCUUAACUGCCAUAGUAGCUCUGUGCUUUGUCUGUAGUACUGUGUACAAAUAAAAUAUUGUGGAAAAAAACAAAACAGUUGCACCCAUCUCUACGUUGGGGUGGAAUUAACCGUAUGGAAGCAGCACCACCAAGAACCUUCGGUAAUAAAAUAAAACAAAAAUGUUCUACCUUUA